AUGGCAAACCCACCUCAGUUCUACAAGGCGAAGGCGUUGAAGGAAGCGCUCAAGCCCUUUGAAAAAAACAGAAGGCUGAUCUGUAUUCGAAACAUCAAUUACAGCUCCGAUGCACGCCAAUUUGAGGAAGCCUGUCGAAAGUUGCUCACCAUAGCCGACGAUGUCAAGUUCUUAGGCAAGGUCUAUCUCGGCUUCGAUACGCGACCUGAUUACAUUAUUGCGCUUCAGCAAAUCAGUGAGGGUUUCGAUUUCGAAGGAUUGAAAGUUGUAGUCGAAAGAUCAGGGAAGGGGCCCAAUCCAAAGAACCAGGUCGCGAGCACACCUGCAAGCUCAAUCGCUGCGUCCGCCUCAACCCCGGCUCUGGCUCCGGCUCCAGCUCCUGCUCCAGCUCCAGAUACAGCUACAGCUCUAUCUCUAGCUCUAUCUCUGGUUUCAGCUCUGGCUCCUGUUCCCGCUCCAGCCCUAGCUCCAGCUCCAGUCCCAGCUCUGGCUCUAUCUCCAGCAGCAGCUCCAUCUGAGAACCAACCUGAAGCUCAAAUGGUGGCCCCUACUGAGCGUCUCUCUGUUGAAACCAUCAUUUCUUACAUUGAUGAGUUAGCGACAGCUCCAUUGCCCCUUUUGGCUCGGGCUGGCGAACAUGCUCGCGUCUCGGAACUUGUGGCAUCUUUGGCCGCUGCAUUCCCCGAGACUGUGAAAUGUUUAGUCGAGGCUCCUUGCUUCCAAAGUGAAAGUGCUGCCACUGGGUCUGCUUCUGGCUCUAGCACUGUUCCGGUUUCAGGUGCCGGUCCUAUUGAAGAACCAACGACCAACGCCACAUCUUGCAACAACACUGUCCAGACAGAAACGGCCGCAGCUCAGUCUGGAGACAUCACCAUGCAAUCAGACAAAGAUGGCGCAGAGUCGGAAGGAGGAUGGUGGUGGUAG
Messenger RNA from Clonostachys rhizophaga, 924 nucleotides. NCBI's taxonomy places the organism in Eukaryota, Fungi, Ascomycota, Sordariomycetes, Hypocreales, Bionectriaceae. The record is from the annotation of a GenBank genome assembly.